Molecule: messenger RNA, 843 nt
Organism: Colias croceus (clouded yellow)
Lineage: Eukaryota; Metazoa; Arthropoda; Insecta; Lepidoptera; Pieridae
Product: GILT-like protein 2
Exons: 5
Coding region: 110-808 (232 amino acids)
Molecular function (GO): oxidoreductase activity, acting on a sulfur group of donors, disulfide as acceptor
Source: RefSeq, a predicted model, not a curated record
UACUCUAGCGUUUCAAAUGAUGACUUAAUAAGAAGGUGCAUGGUAUGGAGUAACAUUCAUACGUAGAUAGGUACUCUUACUUAGCGGUUUUUGUGCGAAAAAGAAAAUCAUGAAGUAUUUUUUCAGCUAUUUCUUUUUUGUAUUAUAUUUAGUGCUUACAGAAUGCCACUACACAGUGCCUAACAUUUUUGAUGAGAAUUAUUUUUCACAAUAUGCUGAUUGGGGUAACAAUUACAAUGGAUUUCCAUAUGGAGGAUCCGACAAAGUUCAAAUUCAAUUAUAUUACGAAGUUUUUUGCCCUCAUUGCAGAACCUUUGACACGGUGCAAUUUCGACCAGUAGUUGAAAAACUUAGUCCUUACCUUGAUAUUAAGACUUAUCCAUACGGAAAUGCUGAGACUUAUGAAAAUAACGGUCAAACUGUUUUUAAAUGCCAACAUGGACCUACGGAGUGUUAUGGGAACAAGCUUCACGCUUGUGCCCUAGAUCUGAUUCAAAAUCAAACCACAGCAUUGAUUUACAAUACUUGUAUGAUGGAAUAUUCCCAAAGCGAUCGAGGAUCGGACGAUAACGCAGCUGAUAGAUGUGGCGCGUCAAUGUCAAUCGAUUCUACGCCUAUAAAACAAUGUGCAAAGGGCAACAAAGGAACUGAACUUCUAAAGUAUUACGGAGUGGAGAGUAAAAAGGCAAAUUUCAAACACGUCCCGUACAUUCUAAUUAACGGUGUUGUCAACGAUGGCAAGAACUUUAUGAAGGACGUUUGUGCAGCUUUUUCUAACCCUCCCUCACAGUGUGUGAACGUAUUUUGAAAAAUAAACAUAUAAAAGUAUUUGUGAUUAUUAAA